GCUCUAUUUUGGUACAUCCCACCUCCUCGAUACCGCAUCGCAAGGGGCCUUUUAACUUUGCCCUUUCCUUGUCAGCAUCUUGAUGCUCUCACUCUCCUUGGGACUUUCUUCUACGGCUGAAGGCCUUUUUUAAUAAUUCCUUUCCUUGGAGUCCAAGCAACGACUCAGGAACGGUUCGCAACCUCCGUGGUACCGACCCAACAUUUACGACCAAAUUCUAGCCUCACGCCACGAAUCCUCUCCUGGCAUCUUGCAAACCUUAGCAAACAAUCCCAUCAGGCGGGCCCAAAGCUAGAGACUGUUCAUCAUGGCAGCAACGGCGCGUGCAACAGGCGCGGAUGCACAGGCGGAAGAGGUGCGGAGGAGAAAUGUAGCUGCACAAUCACAGUCAACAACACCAGUAGUAGCAGAAGCCCCAGCGAAGGAGAAGUCGAAAGAGAAGCCAUUCGACAUCAUCUCCUUCUUCGAUGAGUACGAGUUCAUAUGGGCACCACUAAUAUUCACCGCCCUCGCCUUCUUCACUCGCAUGUACAAGAUUGGUCUCUCGCCAAUUGUCACCUGGGAUGAGGCUCACUUUGGCAAGUUCGGUUCACACUACCUCAAGCGCGAGUUCUACUUCGAUGUCCACCCUCCGCUCGGAAAGAUGCUCGUCGGUCUAUCGGGAUACCUCGCAGGAUACAAUGGCUCGUUUGAGUUCAAGUCUGGAGAAACAUACCCUGAGGAGCUGAACUACACGUUUAUGCGCCUCUUCAACUCGGCAUUCGGUGCGGUCUGCGUACCCCUAGCCUACUUUACGGCAAAGGAAUUGAACUUCCGGAGACCUAUCGUCUGGUUCGUCACGCUGGCAGUUUUGUGCGAGAACUCGUACACCACCAUUAGUCGCUUCAUCCUGCUCGACUCCAUGCUGCUCUGCUUUACCUUCACAACCGUCUUCUGCUGGUCGAAAUUCCACCGCCUGCAAAAAGAUCCGUUCUCACCUGAGUGGGGUCUUUGGCUCAUGCUCACUGGUGUCUCGAUUGGAUGCGUCUGCAGUGUCAAGUGGGUCGGCUUUUUUGUCACUGCUUUGGUUGGACUCUACACUAUUGAGGAUCUCUGGAACAAAUUUGGCGACCUGAAGAUGCCCAAGAUCGAGCUCUUCACGCACGUAGCUUUCCGUGUCUUUGGCCUCAUCCUCAUCCCUUUCGUCGUUUACGUCUUCUCGUUUUACCUACAUUUCCUGAUCUUGGAGAACAGCGGACCUGGAGACGCCCAGAUGAGCUCGCUCUUCCAAGCUAAUCUGCGAGGCACGGAGGUGGGCAAGGAUAGUCCGCUCGAGGUUGCAUAUGGCUCCCGUGUGACGUUGAAGAACAUGGGAUACGGAGGUGGUCUGCUCCAUUCCCAUGUUCAGACCUACCCUGAGGGUUCCACACAGCAGCAGAUCACUUGCUAUCAUCACAAGGAUUCUAACAACGACUGGUUUUUCUACCCAAACCGCCACGAGGUCGAAUAUGACGCGGAGGAGGAGCUUCGCUAUCCUGGAAACGGUGCUGUCAUUCGAUUGAUCCACGCUCAGACCGGCCGCAACCUCCACUCGCAUCAAGUCGCAGCUCCUGUUACUAAGGCUGACUGGGAAGUCUCCUGCUAUGGCAACACAACUGUCGGUGACACCAAGGAUCAUUGGGCCAUUGAGGUAGUCCGUGAUGUUUCCUCAAACGACCGCUCCAAAAUCCGAACACUUACUACUGCCCUGCGCUUCAAGCAUACGGAUCUCGGGUGCUACCUUCGUGCUGGCAAUGUCAAUUUGCCUCAGUGGGGUUUCAAGCAGAUUGAGACAACGUGCGUCAAGGCGAACAACCCCCGUGACGUUUACACUCAUUGGAACAUCGAAAGCCAUACCAACGAGAAACUUCCCCCGGGUAAACCAGGCGACUACAAGUCCCCAUUCUUCCAGGAUUUCAUCCAUCUCAACGUUGCUAUGAUGACUUCCAACAAUGCUCUCGUCCCCGAUCCUGACAAACAAGAUGAUCUUGCCUCUGCAUUCUGGCAAUGGCCUCUUCUCAACGUUGGUCUCCGUAUGUGCGGCUGGAACGAUGACAUCGUCAAGUACUUCCUCCUCGGUAAUCCAGCAGUCUACUGGGGCAGCACUGCCUCUCUCGGUGUCUUCGGUCUGAUCGUCGCCUUCUACCUUGUCCGCUGGCAACGCGGUUACAACGAUCUGAAGCCCGCUGAUAUCGACCAAAUCCACUACUCUGGCAUCUAUCCCGUCAUUGGAUGGGUGUUGCACUACAUUCCCUUCAUGGCCAUGGGGCGUGUUACGUACGUCCAUCACUAUUAUCCGGCACUCUGGUUUGCGAUCAUCGUGAUGGGCUUUUGCUUAGAUUUCAGCACGAGAAAGCUCAGCAAACAGGUGCAGUGGGGUAUUUUUGGGGUGCUCUAUGUCAUCGUUAUCGGACUAUACUGGCUGUUUAGGGCGGUCAGCUUCGGCAUGGUGGGACCGAGCACUCAGUGGAAGCAUCUCAAGUGGUUUGAGAGCUGGAAAAUUACCGACUAAGGAGCGGACGUUUGACUAUGGCAUGUUAGUGCUAUACGAGGUCGUCAUGCGCUUCUACCAGAGGGAACGAGACGAAGAAGCACGCUCUUGGUGCUGGAGGGUCGUCAAGGUUUUGCUAUGUAACAACAUCUUCUUGCAUCAACUUCUUUACAACAGGCUGUAGGGACAUGGAUAGAGUGCCUAAUUAUGUGUUAAGGUAUAGGCUGGUUAGCAAGGUGUUUCGAGGGGAAAAUGGCGGUUGAACCAUGUUCACUGCUGCACAAUGUGAAUGAAAUUCAGCUCUUCAUUCGUUAAGUCCAGAUGAAUGAGGAUUUGGAAAGUGUGACUGUCGAGUCGCCGGUCUACGUUCUUACGAUUCUGAGGGCCCCAUCCAGCUAGCGUGGUACCUAGCUACCCCGUAUUAAGGUUGCAGCAACAACCCUUAGUAUCAUUCUUCAACAUUCAGGAUUCGAC
Molecule: messenger RNA, 2983 nt
Organism: Cucurbitaria berberidis CBS 394.84
Lineage: Eukaryota; Fungi; Ascomycota; Dothideomycetes; Pleosporales; Cucurbitariaceae
Product: glycosyltransferase family 39 protein
Exons: 6
Coding region: 308-2530 (740 amino acids)
Biological process (GO): protein O-linked glycosylation via mannose
Cellular component (GO): membrane; endoplasmic reticulum
Molecular function (GO): dolichyl-phosphate-mannose-protein mannosyltransferase activity
Source: RefSeq, a predicted model, not a curated record